Messenger RNA from Archocentrus centrarchus (flier cichlid), 1804 nucleotides. It is a transcript of the gene lrtm1, whose product is annotated as leucine rich repeat transmembrane protein 1. The transcript has 4 exons. Gene Ontology annotation, molecular function: protein binding. Lineage: Eukaryota; Metazoa; Chordata; Actinopteri; Cichliformes; Cichlidae. Bases 546 to 1694 code for a protein of 382 amino acids. The record is from RefSeq and is a predicted model, not a curated record.
ACUGAGAGAUGACACACCAUCACACUCACAAAUGCAACUAGGGACAGGGAGAGCGAGCAAAAGGGAGAAAGAUAGAGCGAGACGAUGAUUUGGUUUCAAGAGCAGAAAUUCAAUGAAAUCAAGCAAGAGAAAAUGUAAAAUAGAAAAAAAAAAAAAUCAAAAUUAGGAUGCAGAAAAAUACAGGAGAGACAGAAAAAAAGGGUUGAGAGAUGGUAAGACAGCAACAGAGAGAGAGAGAUAAAGAGCUAGAGAAAAAGAGAGAGAGCAAGCUAGGGAGAGAGAGACAGAGCUCCCUAACUCUUGUGAUUCCCAGACUGGCUGGCUGGCUGGCAGUGAGCUCUGUGCUCUGAUUUACCCGAUCUGAUGGGGUUUCAUGCCCUUGCAGCCAGUGUUGAGGAUUUUGAAGGCAACACGGGUUUCUGCUGUUGAUCUUGAUCUCAUCAGUUCUCACCUACUGACCAUAUCAGCCUACACAGAUGAUUACCAGGACAAGCCAAUCUCAGCCUUACUGACGGCUAAUGGAUCUUCAACUGGAACAACAGUAAAUGCAAGCGGCCCAAAGACGACUGGCAGAUAUGAGAGCGAUACUGGUGUGUGCUCUCCUCUCACUCCUGUCUUUGUCACGCGCCUGUCCAAAGGAGUGUAGCUGCAAUAGCAACACCAAAGUAGUAGACUGCCGGGGUCGAGGCCUGUACGACAUCCCUCGACGACUACAUCCAGAUACCCAAGAAUUGUAUCUUCAAGAUAAUCGCAUCAGGGGGCUGGGAUCAAUGGCUUUCAGGGAAAUACCCCUUGUUCGCAUUCUCGAUAUAUCUAAUAACUCUAUAACAUCAAUUUCACCAACUGCUCUGCUUGGGCUGAGGACUCUGCAGCGCCUCAGCCUGGCUCACAACAACCUGAGAGAGCUUGAUAAGCGGUUGCUUGGACCUAUCCGCUCACUUUCACACCUUGACCUCUCGCACAACAGCCUGUGGGGCUUGCCUGGAGCCAUGGGGGACAGUUUGAGGAACCUCAGCCACCUGGGGCUAGCACACAACAGGCUGACAAGAUUAGAUCGUUCCCUGUUGGAGGCUCUGACACACCUGGACAGCCUUGCACUACGUGGCAACCCCUGGAGGUGUGACUGCCAACUUAUAGGCCUCAAACUCUGGCUGGAGACCUACCUCUUUAAAGGUGGAGUGGUAGAUGAAGUGCUUUGCUCCCAACCAGAAGAAAUGAAGGAUAGAGACCUGCAGAAGGUCCCUUACCAGCUCUUCCAUGCCUGUAUGACUACAAGCUACCAUUACCUAUUUGCCAACAUACACCACCUGGAGUCUGAGAGACUACUACAAAGUCACACCCAUGGCAACCACGCUCAUCCCUCUAGCCAUGCUCUCCAUGUCCCCAUGGCGAUGGGGGAGGGAUUUGGUGGUGGAGGAGGAGGGGGUGGAGGUGGCAUGGCAGAGUGCGAACCUAAGCAGAAGCAGCGGCCCGUCAACUUGCGGCACGCUAUUGCCACAGUGAUCAUCACCGGUGUGGUGUGUGGGAUCGUGUGUCUGAUGAUGCUGGCUGCUGCAGUGUACGGAUGCGCCUACGCUGCUAUCAUGGCCAAAUAUCAGCGGGAGUUAAAGAAGAAUGAGGAGUUAGCGGCAGCGCAGGGUGCAGAUCACGCCACAGCAGAUGAGAAGGAGCCACUGGAGAACGCUAUCGCCUAGGAGAUGAUAACUAUCCCGAGACUUAUAACCUGGGCCUCAACCCUUUAACCUAAUUGUCUGUGGAUGCCAUGCGUGCGCUUGUGCAUGUAUGUUUGUGAGAAAAAAAAAAA